UGUUGCCCGGGGAAGGCAUGAAGCAGCAUAGGUCGAGGUUCGUCUGGCCUGGCUGGCAUUUUGAUAAUCACCCGGUUGUUGCUGAAGGGUUGACACCCGACAGAGAAAGGAAAAAGACGCUCCGGUCGCACAUUGAAUCUCAGAAGGAGGAAUUCAUUUAAUUAUUCCCCCCCCUUCCAGCCUGCGGUUUGUCAUCGAUCUGUUCUAUUCUGCUCAAAGACGGGGGGACCCGGCUCGCUUCUUUUUCUCGUCAACAUCGCCUCUCUUCCAUGUUUGCUCGAUCGCCAACCCGCCCCUGUACUCGCACGCAUCGCACAAACGUAUGGGGAACGCCCUUUUCUCAACCUCUGAAGUGGCCAAAUGAGAUCACUUUCUUUUUGCUUUUUGGCUUUGGUUCCCUUGGCUUCCCUCAGGGUCUCCAGGGUCCAUUCGUGCCCUGCUUACCUAUACAACCACUCAUGAGGAAGAAUUGUUAUAAUAUAAGACAGCCCGAUUUACAGCUUACACAAUCAAACCCUUCUCUUUUGCCUCUUUUUGCCUCUUGCGAAUACCACGGCAAACAAGAGCACCGCGGUACCCUCUGGCGCCUGACACAGACACGAAGAGUGAAUACGCGCACAUGACGGCAACAAUUUUGCUGACCACUUCUGUCAUUGUGCUGUGACUGGACUUGGACCUAUUCAGCGGCGAAAUGCUAUUUCCGCUCGCCAUUCAAAUUUCUAACACAUAGUGUAUGGGAUACGGCUGGACCCGAGCAUUAGGAUCGACAUUCUUUGACGCCUCCCAGUACCUCUAGUCAUUGCGGCCGCAUUGGACUGAUAUACCCCGUUGAGUACCUACCUCCCAGAAAAUACACCAUCUGGAGAUACCAUUGAUCCAUACCUCCCACGCAACGCAUUCCGACCACAAACUACUUCGAUUCAAAAUACGAGUCAUUGGCAGCUGCUUCCCUCGAAGCAGUAACCUCUCACCGAACUAGCAUACCUAUGAACAUUGCCCGCUUCAUCCGACCAAGGUCCACGUUUGUCACAGCGGCAUCAUAUUUACAAAGCUUCCGUACAGGCGGUCUUGUGUACAUCACGCGGUCACUGCGUCCUGCUGUGCCUGUCUGCACAACGCGACGUACGUCAACCACAUCCAUCCACACCAUGCCUUCCCGUAAAUCCAAAGCAGCGGCACUGGACACGCCACAAAGCGAGAGUUCUACCUUCAGCUCGACCCUGGACUCCUCGGCCCCGUCACCCGCACGCAAUCUUCGGCGAUCAGGUCGUAAUAUUCUGCAGCCCAGCAGCGAAAAGGACCGUGACCAUGAAAAACGAAGCGGGGAAGAAUUGGCUGGGCGUAUGAUGGGCAAAGACGCAAAUGGCCAUUGUUUGCGGGAGGGGAAGGAACAAGAGGAGGGAGUCAAGAUGGCCAUAGAAGGCUUAGCGAGGAUGGAAAGACGGCUACAAAGAGCGACAAAGCGGCAGAAGAAGCAACUCGAAGAGGACGGUAUCCCCGUGCCAUCAGUGGUCAGCCGCUUCCCAACUGCGCCUUAUCACCACAAAUCCACCAAUGCCGAGGAGCGGGAGGCGAAGGAACCGGUGCUCAAGACCCAUUCGAAAGACGUCGAGCGCGAGGCGGAGAUUGGUGUUGACGACGUUGUGAAAAUGGAGCCAGCCGCAACCAACAUUAUUGAACCAGAAGAUGCGCAGGAUGCGGCUGAACGCGGUGCCGCUCGGCCACCAGCUGUCAAUAGCAGUUACUUGCCAUUGCCAUGGAAGGGUCGACUAGGUUAUGCAUGUCUCAACACCUACUUGCGCAACGCAAAGCCGCCCAUCUUCAGCUCUAGGACUUGCCGUAUGGCAUCCAUUGUCGAUCACAGACAUCCGCUUCAGUUUGAGGAUGAGCCGGAACAUCACUUGAAGAAUAAGCCCGACAAGUCGAAGGAACCGCAGGAUGAACUGGGACACAAAUUUGUCCAGGAGCUUGGGUUGGCCAACGCCCGCGACAUUGUCAAGAUGCUGUGCUGGAACGAAAAGUACGGCAUCAGGUUCCUCCGACUCAGCUCCGAGAUGUUUCCCUUUGCCAGUCAUCCGGUACAUGGUUACAAACUGGCGCCUUUCGCAUCCGAGGUGCUUGCUGAAGCAGGAAGGGUAGCAGCUGAGCUUGGUCAUCGCUUAACUACGCACCCCGGACAGUUUACCCAACUCGGCUCUCCUCGUAAAGAAGUAGUCGAGUCCGCCAUCCGAGAUCUCGAAUAUCACGAUGAACUUCUCUCCCUUCUCAAGCUCCCGGAGCAACAAAACCGCGACGCAGUCAUGAUUAUUCACAUGGGCGGCCAAUUCGGCGACAAAGCCGCCACCCUCGAGCGCUUCAAGAGGAACUACGCCCGCCUCUCCCAGUCCUGCAAGAAUCGCCUCGUCCUCGAGAACGACGACGUAGGCUGGACAGUCCACGACCUCCUCCCCGUCUGCGAAGAGCUCAACAUUCCCAUGGUCCUCGAUUACCACCACCACAACAUCUGCUUCGACCCGGCCCACCUUCGCGAAGGUACUCUCGACAUCUCGGACCCCAAGCUCCAAGAGCGCAUAGCCAACACGUGGAAGCGCAAGGGCAUCAAGCAGAAAAUGCACUACUCCGAACCCUGCGAUGGCGCUGUCACCCCUCGCGACCGACGCAAGCAUCGCCCACGCGUGAUGACCCUUCCUCCCUGCCCGCCAGACAUGGACCUCAUGAUCGAAGCCAAAGACAAGGAGCAAGCCGUCUUUGAGCUCAUGCGCACCUUCAAACUGCCCGGCUUUGAGAAGAUCAAUGACAUGGUGCCCUACGAUCGCGACGACGAGAACCGCCCUGCACCUCCGGUCAAAGCACCCAAGAAGAAAAAGGGGGGCAAGAGGAAGAGAACAACGGAUGAAGAGGCAGCUGAACCCGAGGAGGUAGACACGGCAGCGGAUGAUGUGAAAGAUGCGCCGGAGGGACCCAAGGAGGUUCCAGAGGAGGAGAGGGCGAUGGGUGGACCGUAUAAUCGAGUUUAUUGGCCGCUGGGGUGCGAGGAGUGGCUGAAGCCCAAGAAGAGGGAGGUCAAGAAGGGGAAGGUUCCGGAAGAGGUGGAGGAUGAAGGGGAGUUUGACGGGUGAUUGGGCGGCAGUGAAGGAGAAGAGCCUGGCCAAUAUGAAGGAAUGAUAAGGUUCAGUUCUAUUGUUCCGCGGGCGGAGUUGGGGUUGAUGAUAUUACGUGGGGGAGCCGAGUCAGAGUCAAGUUGAAUGAUUAUGACGGGAACUUUCAAUCCCAUUGGGCUGCAUGGUCGUAGUUGCAUACAUGUCACGAUAGACCAGCGCGCGUGCUUUGCAAUUUGGCAGUUACGUUCAGUUCGAUCUAAGGAACAAGUGGAAAUCAUAAGAUACCUCAGUUGGUAAGAGCGUUGGUUCUUUGCAGCAGGCGCGAGUUCACACCCAUCUUCAAGCUUCAAUCUUCAACACAAAACGCAUCAGAGCCUCCAAUCAUCCGAUCUACAAGGUCUGGGACUUUCUUUUUUUUGCUUUUGCUAGGUAGGUAGGUAUGUACAACAAAGACAUUGGGUUAG
Neurospora crassa OR74A is the source of this 3565-nucleotide messenger RNA. It is a transcript of the gene mus-18, whose product is annotated as UV-endonuclease UVE-1. Bases 987 to 3119 code for a protein of 710 amino acids. The record is from RefSeq and is a predicted model, not a curated record. Gene Ontology annotation, molecular function: endonuclease activity. NCBI's taxonomy places the organism in Eukaryota, Fungi, Ascomycota, Sordariomycetes, Sordariales, Sordariaceae. Gene Ontology annotation, biological process: response to UV; nucleotide-excision repair; mitochondrial DNA repair. Gene Ontology annotation, cellular component: nucleus; mitochondrion. The transcript has 3 exons.